UUGUUUCGCUUCCAAAACUGCAUUAUUUUCAAACCCUUCAUGCAAAAAGAUUCAAUCUUCUUCAAGUUUUUUAUCUGGGUGUAUAAAAUUAGUGUAAAUUGGUCCUAAAGAACUAAGAGGGGUCCUGAGUUUGAAGAAAAUUUUGGUGAUUUUUUUAGUUGGCUGUGUGUGUGAAGGGUUUGGUGGGAUUGAUUAUUAUGGUAACAUUUUCCUAACUUCAUUCACUCAAUUUAAUAAAGUUUAAAACUUUGCAAACAUUAUUUGUAUCCCAGUUACAAAGUCUUUGCUUUCAGAUAUUUUGAAGAUGAAUGGGGCUGCAUUGGUUGCUAUCAUUGCCACAAUGGGCAAUCUUUUACAAGGUUGGGAUAAUGCUACAAUUGCAGGAGCGGUUGUUUACAUAAAGAAGGAACUGACCCUCGGAAGUACAGUAGAAGGUCUUGUUGUUGCCAUGUCACUUAUUGGGGCGACCCUUAUCACAACUUGCUCUGGAUCCAUAUCCGAUUUAGUGGGUCGUCGUCCCAUGCUAAUACUCUCAUCUUUCUUUUACUUCAUUGGCGGCUUGAUAAUGCUUUGGUCACCUAAUGUCUACGUUCUUCUUCUAGCAAGAUUAAUAGAUGGAUUUGGAGUUGGGUUGGCUGUCACCAUAACCCCUUUAUAUAUAUCUGAAACUGCUCCUCCAGAAAUAAGAGGAUUGUUGAAUACUCUCCCUCAGUUCACGGGCUCGGGUGGAAUGUUUUUGGCAUACUGUAUGGUUUUUGGAUUGUCGUUAAUGGCUUCAACAAGUUGGAGAUUAAUGUUGGGGGUUCUUUCUAUUCCUUCUCUUAUUUAUUUUGCUUUGACGAUAUUGUAUCUGCCUGAAUCUCCUCGAUGGCUUGUGAGUAAAGGAAAGAUGGUGGAAGCAAAACGAGUCUUGCAAAAAUUACGUGGCAGAGAAGAUGUAUCUGGCGAAAUGGCAUUGCUGGUAGAAGGUUUGGCGGUAGGAGGUGACACAUCUAUUGAAGAGUAUAUGAUUGGUUUGGACAAUGAGGAUAACGAAGAUCAAGAUCCAACGGCGCAUAAGGAUGAAAUCAAGUUAUAUGGACCACAAGAGGGUCUCUCGUGGAUAGCUAAACCUGCCACUGGUCAAAGCAUGCUUGGUUUGGUUUCUCGUCAAGGAACCAUGGUGAACUCCAGUAUUCCACUAAUGGACCCGCUUGUUACUCUCUUUGGCAGCCUGCAUGAAAAGCAACCCGAUUCAGGAAGUAUGAGAAGCAUGCUUUUUCCUAAUUUUGGUAGCAUGUUUAGUACCACCGGGCCUCCAGUUAAAGAUGACCAGUGGGAUGAAGAGAGUCUGCAGCACGAAGAUGAUGGUGACGGAACAGAUGCUCCUGAUGAUUCGGAUGACAAUUUGCAUAGCCCAUUAAUGUCCCGGCAAACCACAAGUGUGGUGGCUCCACAUGGUGGUAGUAGCCUUACACAAGGAGACACAACUGGUGGCAUGGGAAUUGGCGGUGGAUGGCAGUUGGCGUGGAAAUGGGAGGAAAAGGAAGGUGAAGACGGGAAGAAAGAAGGAGGAUUUAAGAGAAUAUAUUUGCAUCAAGAACCGUCUGGCGCAGUUGGAUCACGUCGCGGGUCACUCGUUUCAGUUCCAGGUAGCGUGGGUGAUGUUCCAGUUGAAGGUGAGUAUGUGCAGGCUUCAGCUUUAGUAAGUCAGCCGGCUUUGUACUCCAAAGAGCUCAUGAGUCAACAUCCAGUUGGACCCGCGAUGAUUCACCCGUCGGAAACUGUUUUCAAAACGUCAAUAUGGUCUGCCCUUCUUGAUCCUGGAGUUUCACGUGCAUUGUUUGUUGGGGUCGGAAUCCAAAUGCUUCAACAGUUUUCGGGAAUAAAUGGGGUUAUGUACUACACGCCUCAAAUUCUCGAGCAGGCGGGUGUGAGUGUUCUACUUUCAAGCCUUGGCCUUGGUUCAGAUUCUGCUUCAUUUCUUAUUAGUGCAGUUACGACUUUACUGAUGCUUCCAUGUAUUGCCAUAGCCAUGCAGUUCAUGGACAUCAUGGGUAGAAGGACUCUGUUACUGACUACAAUUCCUGUAUUGAUAGCAUCUCUCGUUAUUCUCGUCCUCGGAAGCAUAAUUAACAUGGGAUCCGUGAUUCACGCAGCCAUCUCCACCAUUUGCGUAGUCGUUUACUUUUGUUGCUUUGUCAUGGCUUAUGGUCCGAUCCCGAAUAUUUUGUGCUCAGAGAUUUUCCCUACACGAGUUCGUGGAGUCUGCAUUGCCAUAUGUGCACUUGUGUUUUGGACAUGUGAUAUCAUUGUGACAUAUUCAUUGCCCGUGAUGCUUUCUUCUAUCGGGCUAGCUGGCGUUUUUGGAAUCUAUGCCAUCGUGUGUGUCAUUUCAUGGGUUUUUGUGUUUUUGAAGGUACCAGAAACCAAAGGGAUGCCGUUGGAAGUGAUCACAGAGUUUUUUGCCUUGGGAGCAAGAGCCAAGAAUGACUGAAAAGUUAUGUUGCCGAUUAUGGUUUUUGGUUGCUAUAUAUGUAUGUGUAUAUACCCAAAUUUGGGAAACUGGGACCAUUGGUAAGUAGCUUAUAUUAUCUAUAUGUAGGGUCGCUCUACAUUAGUAUUAUUGAGCCCGAGCUUCCUAGACUCAGAGGCUUGAGGUUUGAGUCAUGAGAAAGUAUGUACAUGUGCUUUUGCCCCCUGAAAAAGGUUAGGAUCAGGUUCAACUUACUUAAAGCUCAAGCCUGGGCAUUACCUGUCGAUUACUAUGGACUUGUCAAGGCAUUAAAAAACCUGAACAUUGGAUGAGUUUAUAUUGAAAGGAUGAUUUGUGGACUAAAUAAACAUGCACGUUGUUA
Molecule: messenger RNA, 2837 nt
Organism: Erigeron canadensis
Lineage: Eukaryota; Viridiplantae; Streptophyta; Magnoliopsida; Asterales; Asteraceae
Product: monosaccharide-sensing protein 2-like
Exons: 6
Coding region: 305-2476 (723 amino acids)
Biological process (GO): transmembrane transport
Cellular component (GO): membrane
Molecular function (GO): myo-inositol:proton symporter activity
Source: RefSeq, a predicted model, not a curated record